Anopheles coustani is the source of this 1689-nucleotide messenger RNA. RefSeq names its product ADP-ribosylation factor-like protein 1 (gene Arl1). Gene Ontology annotation, molecular function: GTP binding; GTPase activity. The coding region runs from base 252 to 794 and encodes 180 amino acids. Gene Ontology annotation, cellular component: Golgi apparatus; cytoplasm. NCBI's taxonomy places the organism in Eukaryota, Metazoa, Arthropoda, Insecta, Diptera, Culicidae. The transcript has 4 exons. Gene Ontology annotation, biological process: intracellular protein transport; vesicle-mediated transport. The record is from RefSeq and is a predicted model, not a curated record.
GCAAAAAAUUGUCUGACUCGUCCGACUGUAAAACCGUAUUGUUGGUGCUGUGAAGUGAUUCCCUUGGGGAAGGGCAUUUUACGGGAUUUCGAUUGAAACUUUAUCAUUACCGGCGCCAGUUAGCUGUGUCCGAGUGGAGAUAACCCGUUUGCCACACUCUAGCCAGCCACAAUCCAUUCCCGUUCCCGCAUAUACGGUCAUUGUUGACACCGUUCGUGACUGCACAAAAACACAGAAAGUUUCAAGAAAACAUGGGUGGACUGUUCAGUUACUUUCGUGGCCUACUAGGUAGUCGGGAGAUGCGAAUACUUAUCCUCGGUCUAGAUGGCGCCGGUAAGACGACAAUACUGUAUCGAUUGCAGGUGGGAGAGGUGGUUACCACGAUACCAACGAUAGGCUUCAACGUGGAACAGGUGACAUACAAAAAUCUUAAAUUCCAAGUGUGGGACUUGGGUGGCCAGACCAGCAUACGACCAUAUUGGCGUUGCUAUUACAGCAAUACAGAUGCUAUCAUAUACGUAGUAGAUUCUGCAGACAAGGAUAGGAUAGGCAUAUCGAAAGAUGAACUGCUUUACAUGCUAAGGGAAGACGAGCUGGCCGGAGCUAUACUGGUCGUGCUGGCCAACAAGCAGGACAUGGAGGGAUGCAUGAGUGUGGCGGAGGUGCAUCAGGCGCUCGGGCUGGAGGCGCUUAAAAACCGAACGUUCCAAAUAUUUAAAACAUCCGCCACCAAAGGAGAGGGCCUCGAUCAGGCCAUGGACUGGCUCUCGAAUGCGUUACAGGCGCGAAAGUAGCUGCUGCCCGCAGUCAUACGCCGCAGUUCGCCCUGUCCGCUCUUCCCUCUGCAGUUCCAUUCAUCGUUCCCCAUGACGGGGUUCAUCUACUUUAGCGACGACGACGACGACUACGACGACAAAGUCCCAACCGCGAAGCCCAGCCGUUUUUCGAUCUUCUCGAGAGUGUUGCUGGUACUGCCGUAGGACCGCGGGACCUUUAAAACUUAGCAUGGAGUACUUUACUCGAUACGUUUACAAUGCGAAAAUGCGUGUCACUCAAAUUUAUCAUUAUCGCUGCUUUAGCUGUCCGAUGUGACGCCAAUGCAACAUAAUAACACGGUGUAUAACGGGAAAAUUUGGUUUCCGCUCUCAUCCGCUUUAACAUGCCAACCAUUUUGACCUUUUUUCCUCCAAUUUCCCAAAUAAUUUAAAUGGGUGGAAGUGCUGACGAAAGAAAGGACAAACAAGCAAAUACCCUAGUUUAAUUAGUUUUCCUUCGCACGCCGCCCUUAUCCCUUUGUUCGGUCACAGUUUCGUUCGUUUUCUCCUCCCGCUUAUAGGGGUUAGAUGGGAGUGCGUUGGAGCAAUGCAAGCGUCAUGAAAACCACACACAUUUGUGUUGGAUUGAAAAACAUUAAUUUUAUAUUGAAAAAAAAAAGAAUAUUAUGUACCAUUAAAAACUAUUAUACAAACGAAUUAAGUUCAACUGUAAUUAUGGUGGAUUUGUGUUAUAUGUUACUGCCUAUGUAAUUCUGGUUAAAGAUUCUUCAAUUCGACCUAGACUGAUGUUGCUCGUUAACGAGCUAUUCUCUCAGCUGUUGUUAGAAAAAAAAAAAGUAAGCUACAGAUAUCUGAUCUGUUACUGCCACCAAACGUUUACCACGUUGGCACCCCGAAGCGUGACACUCGUUUC